Alternaria arborescens is the source of this 249-nucleotide messenger RNA. RefSeq lists its product as hypothetical. The record is from RefSeq and is a predicted model, not a curated record. The transcript has a single exon. Bases 1 to 249 code for a protein of 82 amino acids. Lineage: Eukaryota; Fungi; Ascomycota; Dothideomycetes; Pleosporales; Pleosporaceae.
AUGAAUUGGGGACUCUUCUCCGGUCGCGACGGUGAUGGCACUUUUUCAGUCCUAAACAGCAGAGUUGUGCCAGCAACGGUCCGGGUGUGGUGGAAGCAUGAGGAGAGUCCGACGCGCAACACAGCACAGGCGCAGGGAACGGUUCCUGCCUAUCUUCGGGACUGCGACAGCUACAUGUUGGCUACCGUUGGGGAAGCUGUGAUUGGCUUUGUGGUCGUCAAUUCGCCUUCACCAUCAAAGCUGCUAUAG